AUGUUCCUGAAGUAUUGCAUAGAAGUAAAAGAGCAAGACUUGAUGUAUCGAAUCAACUCCCAGCUUGAGCCGUUCGAACAUUUGAGUGAGGCUGCUCAUGUUGAGCUGAAGAUUGUGGAAAACGGAGCUCUGUGGAAGGAGAAACGAGCGAUCGAAACUAUCUUCGGUUUCCCACAUCGGAUGGACAAGCAGAAAAAGUGUCCGCUGAGCACGUUUGUCCCAUGGGAUAAUACAACGAGGAAGCCGUACUUUGAGUUUGACUUCAGCAGAUUGCAAGAUCUGAGUAAGAGAGCCAUCUUGGUAGUAGUGAAGAAACCCUGGGGAGGUGACGACGACGAUGAAUGA
This is a messenger RNA of Phytophthora nicotianae INRA-310, 345 nucleotides long. RefSeq lists its product as hypothetical. The coding region runs from base 1 to 345 and encodes 114 amino acids. Lineage: Eukaryota; Oomycota; Peronosporomycetes; Peronosporales; Peronosporaceae. The transcript has 5 exons. The record is from RefSeq and is a predicted model, not a curated record.